This is a messenger RNA of Perkinsus marinus ATCC 50983, 2064 nucleotides long. RefSeq lists its product as hypothetical. Bases 15 to 1838 code for a protein of 607 amino acids. Lineage: Eukaryota; Perkinsozoa; Perkinsida; Perkinsidae. Gene Ontology annotation, molecular function: ATP binding; protein serine/threonine kinase activity. The record is from RefSeq and is a predicted model, not a curated record. Gene Ontology annotation, biological process: protein phosphorylation; intracellular signal transduction. The transcript has 17 exons. Gene Ontology annotation, cellular component: nucleus; cytoplasm.
GGGUUUGCUCGACAAUGUCCUACAUUGGCAGUCGGGUUCGUGAGGUGGACGGCAGGAAGGUCGUAGAGAUGUCAUCUCCAAGUGAUUCCUGUGCCCCGACUACCUGUGGUGGACUCGAGCCCUCGCCCUACGCUUCACCAUCUGAGGAUACUAUCGAUCAUACCACGGAUGCCGUGGCAGUGAUUGACGAGGCUCACUUCACCAGUAGGACUCCUCUUAUACCUCCUAUUACGGCCAACAAGAAGCUCUCAUCCUCAUUGGUACGGUUACCCAUCAGCAAGCGGUCGAGUCAGAAGUGCACCCACAAGAAGAGAAGAGCCGCAUCCUCCCAGCGAGGUAUUGACUACGUCACCUUUGCUACAGCUUCUGGACGCAGUAUUCCAGUGGUCAGCCGAUAUACGAACGUGAAGGUCAUCGGUACUGGCAGUUAUGGCACUGUACUAUCAGCCAAAGAUGCUGUAGCAGAGGUCACGGGGAUUGGACCCAUGGAAGUCGCUGUGAAGCACACUGUUCUAGUCGAGGACAAAUUGAACGUCGAGGACUGGCCGGAUAUCGUUCGAAUAAUUAGGGAAGUAGAGUUACUCCGUGACUUCCACCACGAAAAUAUCCUGCCGAUCAGCGACAUAUUCCCUCAACCCAGCGGUUACGCCAUGACCAGCAUUGGUAUCGUCACGCCUAUGUACAAAGGAGGCACACUGGCGACAUAUCAGCCGCGCUCACUGGCUCAAGUCAUGGCAUUCACUCGGCAGAUACUCUGUGCUCUUUCCUUUAUGCAUAAUAACAAUGUCCUUCAUCGCGAUAUCAAGAGAGAUAACAUUUUCGUGACAGAGGAUGGCCGUUCGGUGGUCCUGGGGGACUUCGGCUUAGCGCGAGCCUCUCCAUACCCCUUGGCUAGACUCUCCACCCCUUACCGUAGCGUUCCUGGUGACCGAAUGGGGAUGAGGUCGUCGACGUCUGGCAGCACUGCUGAGGUCAUGACCACGCGCAUCGUGACAGCACCGUAUCGAGCACCGGAACUACUGUUGAACCACGAUCACUAUGAUGGUCGGAUAGAUGUGUUCGCUACCGGCUGCGUGGUUGCUGAGCUCAUCUUCGCUCCGGGUAGCAGCCGGUCUCAUCUAUUCAAACACGAUGAUACUAAUAACAAGGAUUUGGAAUAUCAAUAUACUAGGGACUGUCUGGCACAGCAGUUGGUGAUGGACUGCCUUCUUAACGGGGACGAUGAUACCGAUGAGGCCUUAGAGAGCCGCAUAGACGCUAUGAGCGACUGGCUUGAUCACGGUCCGAGGGCGAGGUAUUUGAAGCAGUUCCAGGGUCUAACGGUAUCGGAGGACCUUAGGAGAGCCGCUUUGAUGGGAUCUUGUACUGUACAGAAGGUUCGGGAGAAAUUUGCAAUAAUACAGGCUGAAAAUCCAGGACCGUUGGUGAUGCAUGUGCUGAGAUCCCUGCUGACUUUCGAUCCUCGCCAGCGACCCCAGUCUCAAGAGAUGCUACUCGAAUUCGACGAAGUAUUCGACAUGGGUUUUGAAGGUUAUUGCGGAGAAGGCGAGUACAGCGGCCCUUCAGAAGACGAUUUAGAAUUUGAAAUUGAAACUGGCUUGCCCACCGAGUCUAGCCGUUACGUUUGCGCUAAAGAGAUCUUGUGGAACCUGAUGUUGGACAGUCGGAAGACUCUCAAUUCAUCAGGAAAGAUAGAGGCCCGUCGGGUCACAGAUAUCUUUGAGCAUGAUCGAUUCACGGCUGGUAGUGGGAUAGGUCGUAUACACCAACUGGCUGAUGAAUUAAGCCGCAAAUACUUAAGUCGGCGAGUGGUACCGACUUCUGCUCAUCCCGAUUGAGCGAACGUUCCUUCAUUACAGCUGAGUUACUAUAUUUCCUUUGCACUGGGGCUCUAUGUUAUAUAUAAGUUUUGAUUGCUGCUGCCGUUUGUUUCCGGAAGACACCUAAGAGCUAUUGUGGAAUAAUAUGCAACCAUUCGCCUACGUGGUAGCACUGGAGAUCCACGGCUUGUCUUUAACUCUGUUACGAAUUACAAACAACCUGAUUGAUUGUCCCCUGAGCUCC